Labeo rohita (rohu) is the source of this 3337-nucleotide messenger RNA. Its product is annotated as NACHT, LRR and PYD domains-containing protein 12-like. Gene Ontology annotation, molecular function: protein binding. NCBI's taxonomy places the organism in Eukaryota, Metazoa, Chordata, Actinopteri, Cypriniformes, Cyprinidae. The record is from RefSeq and is a predicted model, not a curated record.
AGUCCAAAAGGAGAGGUCAGGACGAGAUCCCAGCAGUGUGAAAAUGAAAAGUAACCAGUCUGCGGAUUCAUCACAAAAUUAUAAUAGAAGAGUUACAUGGCCUGGUCUCAGAUUAGGCCAGCAGGAGAGGUCAGAACUGGAGCUCAGCUCCGUGUCUAAGAGGACUGACUGGUCUAUUGAUCGAACGGAAAAUUUUAAGAAGGGAAACAGAUAUCUUGGUUUCAGUUCAGUCCAACAAGAGAGAUCAGAACGAGAGCCCAGCAGUGUGUCAAUGAAAAGUAACAGGUCUAUGGAUCAACCAAAAAAUUUUAAGAAAAGAGCCACAUGGCCUGGUCUCAGUUUGGUUCAGCAUGAAAGCUCAGAACUGGAGCUCUGCUGUAUGUCUGAUAAGAGUGACCAGUGUAUGGAUCCAAAACAAUUUUUUAAGAGCGGAAACACAUGUCCUGGUUUCAGAUUCAGGUCAGCCUUGAGGGACAAAUAUCAUUACCUUCAUGAGAUAACAGCAAAGCAAGGAAACCCAACAUUUCUGAAGGAUAUCUAUACAGAGCUUUACAUCACAGAAGGUGAAAGUGGAGCGGUCAGUACUGAAUAUGAGGUGAAACCAAUUGAGACACAAUCCAGGACAGCAGGAACAGAAGACAUUCCAGUCAAAUGCAAUGACGUCUUUAAACCUUUACCCAAACAAGACAAAACUAUCAGAAUUGUGCUGACAAAGGGAAUUGCUGGGAUUGGAAAAACAGUAUCUGUUCAGAAGUUCAUUGUAGACUGGGCUGACGGCAAAGCAAAUCAGAACAUCACUGCCAUAUUUCCUCUUCCUUUCAGAGAGCUUAAUUUAAUCAAGAACAAAAACCUCAGUCUUUUAGAUCUUCUUCAUGUCUUUUUGCCUGAAAUAAGACAAAUGGAAACAUCCACUCUAUCCAGUGAUAACAAUUUGUUGUUCAUUCUUGAUGGUCUCGAUGAGUGUCAUCUGUCACUGGAUUUUCAAAGCAAUGUGAGGUUGUGUGAUAUAAGUGAAUCAGCCUCAGUGGAUGUGCUGUUGACAAACCUAAUGAAGGGAAAUCUGCUUCCCUCUGCUCUCAUCUGGAUCACCUCUAGACCAGCAGCAGCUGAUCUCAUCCCAUCUGAGUAUGUUGAUCGAGUGACAGAGGUGCAAGGCUUUAGUGACCCACAGAAGGAGGAAUACUUUAAGAAGAGAAUUAGAGUUCACAGUCUGGCCACUAAAAUCAUCACACACCUGAAGUCAUCAAGAAGUCUCUACAUGAUGUGCCACAUCCCAGUGUUCUGCUGGAUUUCAGCCACUGUACUAGAGGACAUUUUGAGUGAGGCAGAGAGUGAUAAGAUUCCCAAGACUCUCACCGAAAUGUACACAUACUUCCUGAGGAUUCAAAUAAACAUCAGACAUGAGAAGGAUUAUGAGAAUCAAGAAAAAGAUAAAGACAUGAUUCUGAAAAUGGGGAAACUGGCAUUUCAGCAGCUUGAGAAGGGCAAUGUGAUGUUCUAUGAGGAAGACCUGAGAGAGUGUGGCAUUGAUGUAACUGAAGCAUCAGUGUACUCAGGAUUGUGCACUCAGAUCUACAGAGAGGAGUUUGGCUUGUGUCAUAGAAAAAUGUACUGCUUUGUUCAUCUGAGCAUUCAGGAACAUUUAGCAGCUCUGUAUGUACACCUCUCCUUUACAAACAACAACAUAAAUGUGUUUGACCAAGUCACCAAUCAAAGUAUGCUAUCGAAAGUAUUUAAUUUCAUUCAUUAUAGUUUAUCGAAACAUGUUUCAUUAUUUGGUCUGCAUCAAAGAGCUGUGGAUGAGGCUCUGCAGAGUAAAAAUGGACAUUUGGACCUUUUCCUGCGUUUCCUUCUGGGUCUGUCAGUGAAGUCUCAUCAGAUUCUCCCAAAAGGACUAAUGACACAGACAGGAAGCAGCAAUGAAAGCAAUGAGAAAACAGUUGAGUACAUUAAGAAAAAGAUCAGCUCUAAUUACUCUCCAGAGAAAUCCAUCGCUCUGCUCCACUGUCUGAAUGAACUAGGUGACCAAUCACUAGUGGAGGAAAUAAAAAAUUAUCUGAUAUCUGGAACCAUAUCUGAAACCAAACUCUCUUCAUCUGACUGGUCAGCUGUAGCUUUUGUGUUGUUGACUUCAGAAAAUGAACUGGAUGAGUUUAAUCUUAAAACAUAUUUAAGAGAAAACAGUAACCCUGAAAAUUCUUUAAAGGUUCUUGAAAAGCUGCUGCCUGUGAUUAAGGAAUCCAGAUCAGUUAAGAUGCUUGAUUGUGGUAUCACAUAUGAAGGCUGUGCUGUUCUGACUUCAGCUCUAAAAUCAAACCCCUCAUACCUGAGAGAUCUAAAUUUAUCGCAGAAUAAUCUUCUCAGAGAUUCAGGAGUGAAGCAGCUCUCUGUUGGACUGGAGAAUUCUCACUGUAAACUAGAGAUACUGCUGUUAAGUUGCUGUGGUAUCACAGAUGACGGCUGUGCUGCUCUGACUUCAGUUCUGAGAUCGAACCAUUCACACCUGAGAUAUCUGAAUUUCUCUAGGAAUAACAUAGGAGAUUCAGGUGUGAAGCACCUCUCUACUGGACUGGAGAAUCCUCACUGUAAAGUGCAGACACUGAAGUUGUUUGAUUGUGGUGUCACAGAUAAAGGUUGUGCUGCUCUGACUUCAGUUCUGAAAUUAAACCCCUCACACCUGAGACAUCUGGAUCUGUCUGGGAAUAAAUUAGGAGAUAAAUUAGGAGGAAUGAAACUGCUCUCUGUUGAACUGGCAACAUCUCACUGUAAAUUAGAGAUACUGUGGUUGUCUGAUUGUGGUGUCACAGUUGAAGGUUGUACUGAUCUAACUUCUGCUCUGGAAUCAAACCCCUCACACCUGAGAGAUUUGAAUCUGUCAUGGAAUAAACUAGAUUCAGGGGUUAAUCUGCUGUUUGCUCAACUGAAGAAUCCUCAAUGUAACCUGGAGAUAUUGCAGUUGUUUGACAGUGGUGUCACAGACGAAGGUUGUGCCUCUCUUACUUCAGUUUUGGGAUCAAAUCUCUCACACUUGAGACAUCUUGAUCUGUCUGGGAAUAAAUUAGGAGACUCAGGAGUGAAACUGCUCUGUGAUGGAUUGAAGAAUCCUAAUUGUAAAUUGCAAACUCUGUAUUUGUCUGAUUGUGAUGUCACGCAUGAAGGUUGUGAUGCUCUGGCUUCAGCUCUGAAAUCAAACCCCUCACACUUGAGAGAUUUGAACCUGUAUGGGAAUAAACUACAAGCAUCAGCAGUGAAGCUGCUCAAAGAUCUAAAGAAUGAUUCAAAUUUGAAACUGGAAAGACUAAACAUUUGUUACCCGGCUGCUUCAGAAACCACAUGA